Messenger RNA from Ascoidea rubescens DSM 1968, 1510 nucleotides. RefSeq names its product Hgh1p (gene HGH1). Bases 168 to 1442 code for a protein of 424 amino acids. The record is from RefSeq and is a predicted model, not a curated record. NCBI's taxonomy places the organism in Eukaryota, Fungi, Ascomycota, Saccharomycetes, Ascoideales, Ascoideaceae. The transcript has a single exon.
UCUUUAUUUCCGGUACGUACAUUUUAUCUCCGCGACAAUUCAAAUAUCUCCGCGAUAUUUCUCUAAUCCAGACACCUUCCCUGAAAAAAAUUGCACAAAUAUUUCUUUGAACCCAGUUUCAAAAUCUUCAUCAUCUGUUUCGAGAACCACCAACAGAUUUCCACUUAAUGUCUGCUCAAGAAUUAAUUGGUUUUUUGCAUAGCGACAACCAAAUUGUCCAGACAUUGGCUUUGCAGAAUGUUUUGGCUUUCACCUCAAAUAAUAAUUUGCAAAAACAUUUAUUUUACUCUAAUAAUUUCCAACCAAUUUGCGAUUUAAUUUUGAUUUCAACCAAAAAGGGUUUCCUCAAUCAAAAAGACUCAUUGACCUGUUUGAUAAACUUGGCUGAUAAUAUAAAUGUUAGAAAAAUUAUUUUGAAUUUCAAGUUUUCUCAUUUAUAUCAGGAACAUAAACCAACCACUGAUAACAAUGAUUAUAUUCAUUAUCUAAUUCAUCAAAUUAAUUCUGAUAAUAAAAAUACCGACUUGAUGUGUAUGCUACUAUCAAAUCUAACACUAUCAAAUUAUGAUCACUCCACAAGAAAUAUUGAUCUUCGAAACAAUCAGCAUUCUUUCCCAAAUCACUCUCUCGACGAUGAUCCAAACGAACUGGAAUCCGAUAAUGAGGCUGAAAAUAUAAUUGAUGAACUUGAUAAGAAAAGAAAUUUCAAAUUAGAUUUAAAUUUAUCUCAUCAACAAUUGGAUGUUUUAUUGGAUAGUUAUUUGAAAAACGAUCAAAAACAUGAUUACUUGUCAUAUGUUUUCAUUAAUGCUUCAAUAUCAAAAUUAAACUUAGAUUUUUUCAGUGAAAAUAAUUUUCAAAAUUUGUUUAAAUUUUUAAUUUUUUCCGACCCUUCAAAAUUUUCAAAAUUAAGGAGAUUAGCAGCUUCAUCCAUUUUAAAGAAUUUGCUAUUUAAUACUGAGAUUCAUCAAAAUUUACUUAAUAUUAAUGAAACAGUUGAUACAGAUGAGUUAGACGACAUUGAUUCACCAACCAACGAUUUUUUAACUUAUUUAUUAAACCCAUUAAUUUCUUCAAAGUUUAAAUUUGAUAUUGAUGAAGAAAUGAACUUACCAACAGACUUGCAAUUUAUUGAAGAUGAGAAAAACUUUGAAACCGAUUUUGAAAUUUUAUCUCAAUACCUUCAAUCAAUUUUGUUAUUGUUAACCACUAAAAUUGUUAGAAUCUAUCUCAGAAACAGAAAAUCAAUUUAUCCUAUUAUAAGAGAAUUGCAUAAAAUCUCAAAUAAUAGAAAAAUUUUAAAAUUGUGUGAUAAAAUCGUUCAAUUAUUAAUGAGAGAUGAAGAGGACGACAUAAAAACUCGAUUGAAUCAAAACACUAUUUCUAAUGAUUACAAUGAAGAAUCUGAUAGUGACGAUGAUAAAAUAGUUGAAAUUUUAUAAUAGAUAACAUACUUCACUAAACGAAGAUAAUUGAUUUAUUCAUUAAAAUAAAAUAAAAUAAAAAUUUA